AUGGACAACGAACACACCUGGGAAAGGCCUAUCAUGUUAUCACCACCUCCAUUGGAACAACACAUGCAGAAGCCUCCUGCCCAGCAGCCUGAGCAGGCGUUUCCGCUGAAUCACGGCCAUGCUGAGAGACAGAUGAGUGUGGGCUACAACUUGCAGCACGAGUUUGAAACCUUGACUGCCGACUUGGACUUGGACUUGAGAAACUACGCCGCCAGACAGAGCGUGGACCACGCUCCUGGAGCUCCCAAUGGCGCCUCGGCAUCUUCGGGGUCUUCGGGAUCGUCGGGUUUCUCUGCCUCUGGCAACAGUGCCAGCUUGCUUGCCCCCUCUGCUUCCAAGUACGGGUUUUCCGACCUCUUGGGCACUGGCGGCUCUGGCACGCCCUUGGCAAACUCGCUCCUUCGUGAUAACGCAUUGUCCCCCAUCCAACACCCGGUUCCAACCAACAACUUAUCGUCGUUGUUAGGGGGAACCAACGGCGGUGGGUUCUUGCCUCCACUGGCGUCCAUCCCCAACCGUCCCCAGUCGGUCAACGACUUCUCCAACUACUUCAACCGCCAGCAACAGCAAGAGCAGCCUCUGUUGUUGCAGCCCCAACAAACCAACUUCUACCUGGAUUUAUUAGCAUUUACCAACUGGAUUGAAAACUUGAAUCCUCAGGAUAAUCUCACCAUGAUUGAGUACUUGUGCAACAACUUGCCGUUGGACAUCUUGUUGACGUUCAAGUCAAAGCUCCAGGGCCACUUGGCCACCCACCAAGCCAAAACCCAGUCGUUCUUGUCGCCAUACCACGAGCUCUACGGAGACAUGGAAAACUUGAACUUGAGCGCCCACUCCGAGCCUCUGGCCACGGCUUCGUCACAGCCACAACUUCACCAGCCAAAGCCCAAGCUCAAAAAUAACUUUGUCAACCAACACUUGUUUGUUGAUCAGAGAAACCCAAGACCAAAGUCGGCCGAUCCCACGGUUAACAAUGCGGUCAGGUUCCAGCAACAGCCCCAGUCCCUGGCCCAAGCUCAAGCCCAACCCCAGCCGCAACAACUGCAACUGCAACAACAGUUUGAAAGAGCAAGAUCUCCAACCAGUCAUUUGUACGAAAAGACCAGUUUCUUGCAACAAGCUGCUGCCAACCCAAACUCUCCGUUGCAUCAGCAGCUCCAUGGUCAUCAUUACCCUCAAAACCAGCCUGCUCAACCAAGCCACCAAGCGCAACAAGCUAGCCAGCCUCAGCAAGGAAGCACCCAGCAGGCUACUUCUGAUGAAUCCUUGGAUUUAUCUGCCCACACCGCCUUGAAACUUGGUGCCUUGGCUACCAUCAACUCCAGAGUUGCUUUGGACUCUAAUAGAAAGUAUGGUUAUGGACCAUACGGAAACGGACAUACAUACCAAGGAGGACGUCCAGGACAUUUUGAAGAUUCGAUCAACAGAAAUGUCAACUCUUCAUCCGUUCCUCUUCCAAGAACUAACCCCAAGUCCCCGCAAUCCAAGCCAAUUAGCGGCCUUGGAAAGAAAGAACAAGAAUUAGGAGGUAAUCGUGAAAAUUUAUCAGGAAUAAAUUCUCCUAACAGUGCUUCGUCGUCGAACAGCUCGAUGCCAGCUGAUGUCACCAAUAUUGAGUUGUUGAACAACAUCCCAGCCUGGUUGAAGUUGUUGAGAUUGCACAAGUACACUGAUUACUUGAAGGAUAUUCCUUGGAAGCAAUUAGUAGAGAUGAGCAAUGAGGAAUUGGAAGCCACCGGCGUGGUUGCAUUGGGGGCCAGAAGAAAAUUAUUAAAGGCUUUUGAUGUGGUUAAAAAGGCAAAUGUUUAG
Molecule: messenger RNA, 1809 nt
Organism: Suhomyces tanzawaensis NRRL Y-17324
Lineage: Eukaryota; Fungi; Ascomycota; Pichiomycetes; Serinales; Debaryomycetaceae
Exons: 2
Coding region: 1-1809 (602 amino acids)
Biological process (GO): nuclear-transcribed mRNA poly(A) tail shortening
Cellular component (GO): P-body
Molecular function (GO): mRNA binding; protein binding; translation repressor activity
Source: RefSeq, a predicted model, not a curated record